Molecule: messenger RNA, 2324 nt
Organism: Vanrija pseudolonga
Lineage: Eukaryota; Fungi; Basidiomycota; Tremellomycetes; Trichosporonales; Trichosporonaceae
Gene: SPAC4G9.04c
Exons: 3
Coding region: 252-2261 (669 amino acids)
Biological process (GO): termination of RNA polymerase II transcription
Cellular component (GO): cytoplasm; mRNA cleavage factor complex
Molecular function (GO): RNA polymerase II complex binding; mRNA binding
Source: RefSeq, a predicted model, not a curated record
CGUCAGUCGUGUGUCGUCCGGGUGCACUGUGCAGGAGACAAAAGGAGAGCCAGGCCACUACCGCCCCAACAUAUCCCUUGUACCCGCACUCUCUCUCUCUUGUUGUCCCCCUCGUCUCUUCUGGCGACUGAUCACUAAUAAAGCACCCGGGGACUUUCUUCGCAGCAGGCAGCAGGCAGCAGCAGCGGCAACAACUCAUCGCCUCGUUCGUAUUCACCUACCUACUUGCGUACUAGUCUCCUCCUCGCGCAAUGUCGUACGGCCACUACCCCCCGCCCCAGCAGCAUGGCGGCCCGGCAAACUACUACCACCAACAGCCGUCUCCGCAGGCGCCGCACGACCCCUUCCGCGCAUGGUACGCCCAGCAGCUCGCCGGGCUCACGUUCAACUCGCGCCCGAUGAUCCAGAACCUCUCGAUCGAAGCCCAGAACCGCCAGCACGAGGGCAACUGGCCCGCCAUGGAGGCCAUUGUACAGGAGAUUGAGGAUGCUAUACUGAGGGCACCACCACAGGGCAAGCUUCCACUGCUGUAUCUCAUCGACUCGAUCUCCAAGAACAUUGGCCCGCCCUUCACCGACACGCUCCUCCCGCCCAUCCUGCCGCAACUAUACCUCGCUACCUACCGCCAGGUGGACGGCGUCACCAAGAGCAAGAUGGCCGACCUUGUCCGGCUGUGGCGUACCGGUGGACCGAACGGGACCGAGCUGUACCCGCCAGCCAUGCGCGAGGCUGUCGAGCGCGACAUGUUUGGCGGCUCGGCACCCCUCACCCAGCAGUCGGUGCAGACCAUGCUCAAGGAGUUCUUACGCGAAAAGGAGGAGGAGAUGAGCCGCGAGUGGACCCAGCAGCGCGGCAAGACGGUCAACACUUUGGUCAACCUCGACAAGAUCCUCACAAAUACCCGUGUGUCGGCGCGCGAGCUGGCCGACAUCAGCGACAGGAUCCAGGCGAUGAAGGGUGGACAGCCAGCUCCGGCUGCUGCUCCGGUGUUCAGCCCGACCUCGUCGUCCUAUACUCCUCGUCAGGUUGCCCCUCCGCCAGCGCCCCCUGUUCACCGCCAGCCUCCGCCCCCGCAGCCGCCUCAGCAGCAGUAUGGCGGCCAGGGACGUUGGGGUGGUAACUCGCCUUAUGGUGCUGGCGCUGGCUACCCCCCGCCUCAGCCUCAGAACUACCCGCCUCCGCCACAGCAGAACCUCGCUCCGCCACAGCCCACGCCAGCGCCGGUUGCGAUCCCCGCCAUCCCCGUCAACGUCAGCGACCUUCUCAGCAAGCUUACCAGCUCGGGCAUCUUGAGCCAGCCUCGCACCCCCGAGCCAUCGGUUGUCGCCAAGCCACAGAAGUCUGGUCUCGAGAAGUACGAGGACAUGGUGCUGGCCUUUAACAUUCAGGUCGACCACUUUGACCUCUCGCGCGUCGGCAUUCCCAUGGGCCACCUCCCCGUCCGCUGCACCCAGUGUGGUAUGCGCUUUGCUGAGAACGACGCCAAGUACCAGGCCCAUCUCGACUGGCACUUCCGCCGCAACCGCAAGGAGCGCGAGUCUGCGGGCCGUGGUGGCCACCGCCGCUGGCUCCCUCGUGCCGACGAGUGGGUCAACGACAAUGCCGAGGCUGGACCCUCUUCGCCAACAAAACCCGAGUCUGCUGCACUCCCCGAGACGCUGUCGAGCGAUAAGAUUGCCGCCCUCAAGCGCAAGUGGGUGCCUGUCCCUGCCGACCCGGUCAAGGCAGCCAAGCCGUGCCCGAUCGACAAGGAGAAGUUUGAGUCGGUGUACUCUGAGGAAGAGGAGGAGUGGGUGUUUAUGAACGCCGUGGAUGUCAACGGGACUAUCUACCACGCCACAUGUCUUGCAGAGAAGAAGGCGUCGAAUGUCGCCCAGCGAGUCCUCAAUCGCGAUGCGGCCCGCGCCUCGUCCAAGUCACCAGCACCGGGUACACCAGAACCCGAGGCGACGCCGGCGCCAUCGCCGGGCACAAAACGCAAGGCCGAAGUUGAUGACACUGAAGACGACGCCAAGCGCGUCAAGGUAGAGACGGGCGAUGAUGACGCGGUCGCGGUUGCUGAGAGCGGCCCAGAUGAGGGUAUGGACGUCGGUGACGGCGGCGCAAGUGGCGUGAAUGGCGCCGACGACGACGUCAACAUCAAGGUGGAAGUUGAAGAAGCGGCGGUGGCGGAGGCGCCCGCGCCAGCACCAGUGCAGCAAGACGCAGCAGAAGCGCUGGAGACGGUGGCGGCCGAGGUGGCCGAGCCGACCGCAGAGUAGAGUAGCAUAGUAGUAGCAGCAUAGCACGCAUCCUUGCAUAUUGUCAGCCAUGCAUAGUGAUCC